Messenger RNA from Papilio machaon (common yellow swallowtail), 2504 nucleotides. It is a transcript of the gene knk, whose product is annotated as protein Skeletor, isoforms B/C. The transcript has 14 exons. Bases 129 to 2201 code for a protein of 690 amino acids. Lineage: Eukaryota; Metazoa; Arthropoda; Insecta; Lepidoptera; Papilionidae. The record is from RefSeq and is a predicted model, not a curated record.
AAAGUUGGUUCAGACAGGAAGUUAACUACUGUGCGCCACUCGACUCUCCACUCAAAGUAACAUGUAAACUUAAUUCUUGAAUUAAAAGUUAUUAUGUAAAUGUUAAAUCAAAAAGUGAUAAUUGUAAAAUGUUUAUAAUAUGCUUGACGUUACUCGUUCUUAUAGCGCAAGACUGCGCCUCGCAGGAUGAUGAAGGUCCCUACCGAGGAAAGUUUAUAGGAAAACUAAAUUCCUACCACCACCAGGUAUCAGGAGAUGUGUAUGCAGUGGAUGACUUGACAGUGCUGCUGGUGAACUUUAACUAUGACGGGACCGGGGAGGACACAUUCUUCUGGGCCGGGGACUCCGGUAGGCCCGGACCGCAGGGCUUCAUCAUACCUGAUGAGCAUGGCAAGACCAACAUCCUGGAGCGCUACAACGGUGCGGAGGUAGUGCUGCGGCUGGCGGAGGGCAAGCGGCUGUCGCGGCUGCGCUGGCUGGCAGUGUACGACGUGGGCACUCAGAACGCGUUCGGCGACGUGUACGUGCCCGACGAGUUCGACCCCCCCGCGCCCCGCAGCCUCGGCCCGCUCGCGCCCGCGCCCUCCGCGCCCGUCGUCGUCUCCAGCAAGUCCGUGCGCUUCCUCGACGCCAACACCUUCCUAAUUCCCGAGUUCCGGUACGACGGCAGCGGCGAGGAGGUGUACUUCUGGGCGGGCGUGGGGCCGCAGCCCUCCGCGCGGGGCUUCAUCGUUCCCAACGAGCACGGAUACCUGGAGCCGCUGCGCGCGUACCGCGGCGAGGACGUGGCGCUGGAGCUGCCGGGCGGCCGCACCGUGUUCGAGGUGGACUGGCUGGCCGUGUGGGACGCCGCCGAGCGCCGCGCGCUGGCCUCGCUGCUCGUGCCCGACGCGCUCAACGUGCCGCCCGCCAAGCUGCGCACGCACCCGCACAGGACGCGUCUGCCGCACUGCAAGCAGCUGCACCGCGACUACCAGGUGGCGUGGGAGGUGUUCGGCAACCAGAUCACCAUCGAGCUCGCCGCGCAGAUCGAGGACGGCGAGUACAUGGCGUUCGGCGUGUCCGGCAACGAGACGCGGUCGCAGAUGCUGGGCGCCGACGUGGCCGUGGCGUACUUCAACGCCGCGCUGCAGCAGGCCACCGUCGCCGACUACAACGUGACGGCCGUCGCCCCCUGCGUGCAGGUGCUGGGCCGCUGGGCGGGCGUGUGCCGCGACGAGCGCGGCGGCGGCCUCAACAACAACCAGGUGUUCAGCUCCAGCCGACAGGACGGCCUCACCGUCGUCACCUACCGCCGCUCGCUGCAGCCCGACGAGGCGAUGGACCUGGCCUGGCGCACGGAGGGCGUGCAGUACGCGGUGUGGGCGGUGGGCCGGCUGGACGCCCUGGGCGAGCCCGCCUACCACCGCCUGUACCCGCGCGCCGACGUCGCGCUGCGCCUCGCCGCCGCCCCGCCCGCCGACGACUGCUUCGACUUCGUCAUCGGCGAGCGGGCGAGCGUGCGGGCGUGGGAGCGCGCCGAGCUGUUCGACCCGGCGCUGCGCGUGUUCCGCUUCUCGCUGGGCCCGGCGGGGGGCGCGCGCGGGCUGGCCGGCCGCGAGCCGCGCGCCGCCGCCCCGCACCUCGCCUGGUACGUCAACGGCCAGCUGGCGCCCGACCUGCAGCUGCGCCGCGGCCUGCACUACACCUUCAAGGUGUCGGGCGGCAACGAGCCGCACUCGGCGGCGCUGUAUCACCCGCUGGUGGUAACCUCGGAGCCUCACGGCGGCCUCGAGCGGCUGGACGACGCGGCGCAGCGAGCGGUGCGCGUGUUGGCCGGCGCCCGACCCACGCGCCGCGCCCGCCUCGCGCCCGCGCCCGCCGGCCCGCUCUGCCUCGCCACGCGCCCGCCCGAGGCUGACCCGCGGCUGGACGGCGAGUUCGCGACCUUCCGCGCGUACAACCGCACGCUGCGCUGGAGCUGCGCGCCCGGAGACCCCGCGCUGCUCGCCAUAGCGCCCGACACCUCCUGGCCCGACAUCGUCUACUACCACUCCUUCACGCACACAGACAUGGGCGGACGCAUCUUCGUUGUGGACAAGCACCGCCGCAACAUCGCCCGCGGCGCCGCGCCCUCGCUCACGCCCUCCCCCGCGCUCGCCCUGGCCCUGGCCCUAGCCCUGGGCGCGCUGGAGCACGCCCUGCUGCCCCGCCCCCGCUGACUUGAUACACCUCGCUAAAUUAUAUAACAAUUUAUUUUUUUAAUAUUCAGCUUUGUUAUUUAUAAUUAUGUUGGUUUUUCAUAAUUUUGUGCUUCACAAUAAUUGUGCAAUAUUUUGAUAUGUUCAUAUCCUACAAGAAGUAGGCGCGACUUGUUCCGUCCAAUUUGCUCAAUUUGUGCAAUUUCUUCAGGUAAGGAAAUAAAUAUACACAUUUUGUGAUUAUUUUAAUGUAAUAUUGUACAUGAACGAAUUAUUAAUUAAAUUAACUUUGCACUGCCAAUAUUCUUGUAUCCUUACAGAGAA